Messenger RNA from Zea mays, 1499 nucleotides. Its product is annotated as probable carboxylesterase 15. The transcript has a single exon. Gene Ontology annotation, molecular function: hydrolase activity. The coding region runs from base 176 to 1312 and encodes 378 amino acids. The record is from RefSeq and is a predicted model, not a curated record. Lineage: Eukaryota; Viridiplantae; Streptophyta; Magnoliopsida; Poales; Poaceae.
UUUAAAUCAUAUAUUAUCCUAUAAAAUUGUUUCAUGAAACUCUCGGUUAAGAGAGCAUGUUUGCAUGGUAUUCAGUGGAUUUGCAGUGGUCAUGGUCAUGGGAUGACUAUAUAUAAGAGGACUAAGCUUGAGGUUUGCUGAAUAUCAUCGACUUAUAUAGCUUAAUCACAUUAUAAUGCACGUUAACAAGGGCACGCCAGCAGCCAUGCCCGCCGUCUUGGUUCCCGGCUGCUGUCCCGCCGCUACGGCGGCGAACGAAGUCGUCGAGGACGUAUUGGGCCUGGUGCGCGUCCUCGGCGACGGCACCGUCGUCCGGUCGGCGGUCGGCCCAGUGUUCAGCCCAGCGACCAGCUUCCCUGAGAACCACCCGUGCGUGGAAUGGAAGGAGGCAGUGUACGAUAAGCCCAACAACCUCCUCGUCCGCAUGUACAAGCCGUCGCCGCCGGCCGCCGGCGGGAAGGCGCCGGUGCUCGUCCACUUCCACGGCGGCGGGUUCUGCAUCGGGUCGUGCACGUGGGCCAACGUGCACGCGUUCUGCCUCCGCCUCGCCGCGGACACCGGCGCCGUCGUGCUGUCCGCGGGGUACCGCCUCGCCCCCGAGCACCGCCUGCCCGUGGCCGUCGACGACGGGGCCGGCUUCAUGCGCUGGUUACGCGGGCAGUCGUCGUCCGCGGACGCCGCGGACGCCGACGCCGACGCCUGGGCCUGGCUCGCCGACGCCGCCGACCUGGGCCGCGUGUUCGUCACCGGCGACUCGGCGGGAGCGACCAUCGCGCACCACCUCGCCGUGCGCGCCGGCGUGGCGGCGGCCGGCGCUGGUGAAGCCGGCGACGGCGAGCGCAAGACGCCAGGCCAGCAGGUGACUACGGUCCGCGGCUACGUGCUUUUGCUGCCAUUCUUCGGCGGCGUCGAGCGCACGCCGUCCGAGAAGGCGGGGUGUCCCGCCGGCGCCGGGGCGCUACUGAGCCUGGACGUGCUCGACCGGUUCUGGCGGGUGUCGCUGCCGGUAGGCGCCACCAGGGACCACCCGGUGGCGAACCCGUUCGGGCCGGACAGCCCUGAACUGGGCUCGGUGGACUUCCCGCCGGUCCUCGUGGUGGUGGCCGGCCUCGACCUGCUGCGCGACCGAGCCGUCGACUACGCCGAGCGGUUGGCAGCGGCGGGUAAACCCGUGGAGCUCGCCGAGUUCGCCGCCGCGGCCCAUGGCUUUUACCUGCACGAGCCGGGCUCCGAGGCGACCGGCGAGCUGAUACGGGCCGUGGGCCGGUUCGUCGACAGCUGCGUGUCAGCGUCCGAGGUGCUGCUUGAUUAGCUGUUUGCAUGAGUGCAAUUUGGCUUCGUAUAUUUCUAUCGUACGUGUGUUUCUCAGUACUUUAAAAGAAGUUAACCAUUAUCUCCCAGCACAUAUGAAAGAUAAAGAUGUCGUUUGGUUCACGAAAUGUAACAUAAAUGACAACAAUACUGAUUGACACUGGAUUACAAACAAUAUUAAGUUUGAA